Messenger RNA from Acipenser ruthenus (sterlet), 695 nucleotides. RefSeq names its product EEF1A lysine methyltransferase 4-like. Lineage: Eukaryota; Metazoa; Chordata; Actinopteri; Acipenseriformes; Acipenseridae. The record is from RefSeq and is a predicted model, not a curated record. Gene Ontology annotation, molecular function: S-adenosylmethionine-dependent methyltransferase activity. Bases 66 to 695 code for a protein of 209 amino acids. The transcript has 4 exons.
AUCCCGGCGUUGUGCAACACCGGUAAUAUAGUUAAGCAGCACAUUUUAUAAAACAACAACUGACAAUGGAGCAGUUGCCCGAUAGCAACUCCAGAUACAAAGACGUGGAUUACUGGGACGAGAGGUACAAGCUCUGGAGGCUGUGUGGUCCACACGAAGAGUCGUUCGAGUGGUUUGGGAAUUUCAAACACAUACUGGAGCUGCAUGUCCGCAAACAAGACGGGAUACUGGUGCUCUGCUGUGGGAACAGUUCGAUGAGCUCCGACAUGCACAGCUGUGGCUUCACCUCCAUCACCAACAUCGACUACUCUGCAGUGUGUAUCAAGGCCAUGGCGGCGCGGCACAGAGGCUGUCCAGGGAUGGACUGGCGUCAGAUGGACGCCCGCUUGCUAACCUUUGCAGAGGGCAGCUUCGACGUGGUGCUGGAGAAGGAAACGCUGAACGCCAUGAUGGUGGAGGAGAAAGAACCCUGGCGCGUGUCUCCGGAGACCGGCGAGACGGUGCGGCAGGUGAGCAGGGUGCUGAAGCCGGGCGGGCGAUUCAUCUCCAUCACCUUCGCUCAGCCUCAUUUCCGUAAGCAGCGGCACGCGUGGGAGGAGUUCGGCUGGUCUGUCCGUCACGACGCCUACGGCAGUGGCUUCCACUACUUCCUGUACGUCAUGAUCAAGGGGGAGGCCCUGUCCCCAGAGGAGUGA